CGGACACCCCUGUGCAGGUAUCCCAUACACACGGCCACAUUUGUCAGAAAAUCGCUCGCCGUCGCCUGCCUGCGUAUCGUCGCAGCCCGCUUCCAAUCAACGCCCCACAUAAGGGUCGUCGGCAAGACCCUUCCCAAAGCAUGCAUGUAACCGCUCCUACAUCGUUCCGUAUGACCGAUCGAAAGGAUUCCACCGCCAUGGCUGCCUUGAUAUCUCCAGAGCCGGGCGCGCCGCCAUACUUGCCGUAUCCAAUACCGACAGAGUUCGCCAAGCUCAACGUCGCAAAAGAGGGUGACAUGUCGACUCACGCUGCAUCGGGCUCAUCAGCAAAGAUACGCGGCACAAGUCCCGGCAGACAAUUUGCGACGCCAGCCAUCAACCCCAUCAGAACAGCCAAGCUCGGAGCAUCGGUACCUCCGGCAGCAGACGAGCCCCAGUCUGCGUCGACUCGGUCAUCCUACUCGUCACGGGCAUCCGGCGGGUCCUUCCCCUACAUCGUCAGGACCCCAUCGCCACCCGUCCCCGCUCCGCCGAAUCGCAACAGCGGAUCAGACCAGCCGGAGCGUCUUCCUCAGAUCGAAACGCAUCCUCCACACCAUAGUCAACAGCAAUACCAUCAAUCACAUCUGCAUCAAUCAUCACCAUACCCACCAUCGCUCUCCACCAGAUCGCCAGUACCAAGGCCAGAGGAACCGCAGCCCAUAUCCCCCGCACACCUGCAGACCCAAGCAUCGCUCCAUGCGAUCGAUCCGUUGCCUUCUACGGCGACGCAACCAUUGCCGGGACUGUCUGAGCUGCGAUACGGCCCGGAGCCGUUGCCGAUGACAUGGGAUCGAGUCCGGCUGCCGGAGAUUCGGCCAACGGUCGGCGCGCAUUCGCCUCUUCCAUCCCUCGUCAACGCUACUGAAUCGUACUUUCCGGCAUCGCACUCGCACUUAUCGUCGUCGUCGUCGUCGUCCCAAGCACGUCAACAUGUGGUAGAGUCGAUGAAGAUUCCAGGAGACGGUCAUGAUAACAGUCACCAGCAGCGGAUGCUUGGCCCACCAGAGAUUGCCUUGACCGCAACGCCCGGCGCCCCAUCCGGAAAGUCGCCCAUAGGACACAUCACCACCAGCGAAGACGACCACCAGCAACUUCGGCCAUCCGACAUAUACGACAGGCGGCAGUCGGUCGACUCGAACCGUCGGCGAAGCCUGAGCAGUCAUUUCACGUAUGACGAUGACUCUGAUGUGACCGAUGAGCCGAGCGACUCGAGGACGUCGCCUCGGCUGUCUGGCAUGAUACUGAACUCGUCGACAGGUGAGGCGAAGCGAUCAGCGUCACCUACGCCUAUGAAUGACGCUGAGCCGGGGACGAAGCAGGAGAAGCUGGCGCAUAAGCGGAGGAUGAAUGCUGAGGCCGCACGUCGCUGCCGAGAACGCAAAGCUCAACGCAUCCAACAUCUCGAGGGCCAAGUUCGCAAGCUCGAACAAUCCAAUGGCGAGCUCGUCCUCCGCAUGGCGAUGCUCGAGAACGAGCGACGAGCCUGGCACGCUCGCGAGAGCGCUUUACAACAGCAGUGCGUCGCUCUUCAAAGCCGCUGCGACGCUAUGGAGCUCCAGCACGGUCGUGGCGAAGCUGGUCGCAUCGGCAUAUUGAGGCCUGCUGCAUCCGCUCAACAGCAUGCCGCGCAUAUCCUCAGCAAAGUGCCGGAGCGGACCACAUCGGUGUCGCCGGCUGCUGAAGGUGAUGGGAUGCCCGUAUUCUCUCAAGGCCACAAGCGAGUCGCACCGCACGUGAAUGAGAUCGUUGAGAAGCAGGCCGAUAUCCACCGGGAGGCGGGUAUCCCUGUGAAGCGCCGCCGCAUGGGCUCAGUUGAAUGAGAUUCGCGAAAUAGGAAGGCCGAUCUAGCCGCGGAUUAUAUAGUUUCUCCCCCUUUGAAUUGUCUUGUUCUCAAGCUCCUGGGCAAGGAUGAAGCGGAAAACCAUAAUGUAAAUGAAAAU
Fimicolochytrium jonesii is the source of this 1982-nucleotide messenger RNA. RefSeq lists its product as uncharacterized. Gene Ontology annotation, molecular function: DNA-binding transcription factor activity. The record is from RefSeq and is a predicted model, not a curated record. The coding region runs from base 141 to 1862 and encodes 573 amino acids. Lineage: Eukaryota; Fungi; Chytridiomycota; Chytridiomycetes; Spizellomycetales; Powellomycetaceae. Gene Ontology annotation, biological process: regulation of DNA-templated transcription. The transcript is spliced from 2 exons.